Macrosiphum euphorbiae (potato aphid) is the source of this 2757-nucleotide messenger RNA. Lineage: Eukaryota; Metazoa; Arthropoda; Insecta; Hemiptera; Aphididae. The record is from the annotation of a GenBank genome assembly.
AUGUUGACUUUGAAUUCUAAGUCUCCAACUGUUGAAAAAAAUGAAAUGAAUACAGUAUCUACUUCUGAUAAAAAAAAAGUUACUCCAUCGAAAAUAAUUAAGACAAACGUUACUGGCAAAAGACCGGGUCCAAAGUCUAAAACAUGUGUGCCACAGUUAAAAAUUGAAAAAAUGACUUCAAAUCCACCAAACAAAAAUGAUCUAAAUUCAAAACAAGCAGAUAGUAAUGAUGUUGCUAGUUCCAAGGAUUCAAAAAUAUUGUUAUUAGAUGCAAGUAAUGCUGAUAUAACUGAUACUGUUAAAGCAGAAUCCAAGAAAAUUGAUACUAAUACAGCUCAACAAAAUGAAGCUGAAAUUGUAGAUUUAAUUCCAACUCAUAAAAAUAAAACUGUUAUUAAAAUAGAUACAUGUGCUAGUACAAAAAAAAAUAACGAAGACAGAAUAACUUCCAUACAAAAUGAUAAUGGUAUAGUAAAAACAGAAAGUAAUGAAAUAAAACAAACUACAAUCUUAGAUAGUUUUGAUCCUGGUGUAAAAUGUAAAGUCUUAGAAGAAUGUACUAUAAGUUCCAAUAAUUUAGAUGAAGAAAAAAAUAAGAAUAUUAUUAAUAGAGUAAAAGAAGUUACACCAGAACCCAAAGAAGAGGAAGAUAAUAUACAAGAUGAAGAACUAGAUCAUGAAAUAUAUGAAGAAUUGGAUCAUGAAGUUGAUGAAGACGAAAUAAAUGAGAGUAGUGAUAGUUUUAAUCCAACUCAUAAUACAGUAAAAUCUGUUCAAGAACAUAACAAGGAUGAUAAUAAUGAAGAUUCUAUCAACUUGACGAUUGGAGAAGAUGAUAUUAAAUUAUUUGCUGACGAGGAAGAUACAAACAUUGAAAAAGAGGACGAAGUGAUCGAGAACCAUACCAAAGAAGUAACUUCAACAAUCAAACAGCGUGAAUCUUGCCAUCUAGUUACUGCUAGUAGCAGAUCAUCAACUGGAUUGGUAAAAAGCCGCCGCAGUGCAACUGAGAAGCAUUUAUCUGUUGGGGAUAAACCACGGAGCACCCGCAAAGAGGACAAGGACAUCAGCAAUGCAAAACCCAUCAUCAAUGUCAGUGUGCCCAAAGAUGAGAAGAAAGAAGUGGAAAAACAAGUUAAAGAUAAAGAGGAAGCAGGCAAUAAACAGAGUAAUAGUUCAAUGGCUCAACAAAUAUCAAAUGACACAUCAAAGAAAAACAAUUCGUCCUUUGUACGCAACAUUUGGGUUAGUGGCUUGUCAACGAUUACUAAGGCUACUGAUUUAAAACAACUUUUUUCAAAAUAUGGAAAGGUUGUUGGCGCAAAAGUUGUGACAAAUGCCAAAACUCCAGGAGCUCGUUGUUAUGGCUUUGUUACAUUGUCCUCAGCAGAAGAUGCUAAUCGUAGUAUUGAAAAUUUACACAAGACUGAACUUCAUGGACGUGUUAUUAGUGUUGAACGAGCUAAACGUGACAAUGGUUAUCAAGUGACAGCAAAAGACUUGUCAACUAUUAAGCGUGCAUCAAAAGAUCAAAGUCAAGAUUCAAAACGUACUAAAAUUGUGAUUGAAAGUGAUGAACAUAGAAAAGACAGAAGCAUUAAAAGUAAAAGCAAUGAACGUGAUAAAGAACGAAUCAAGGAAUUAGAACGAGAAAAAGAACAUUUAGAAAGAGAAAAAAGAAAACAGCAGGAGAUAUUAAACUUAACUAAAUUGAAAACUGAACGUGAAAAGCUAAAACAAAAAGAACAUGAGAGAGCGAUGAGGGAAGAAGAACGUAAGAGACGCAUAGAAAAAGAACGUCAAUUAGAAAUUGAAAAAAAAUACAAAGAAGAAGCAAUUCGCCUAGAAAAAGAAAGACAAAAACUUCGAAUUGAGCGUGAACGAAUUGAAAAGGAAAAAUCUGAACUAUUGCGUUUAGAGCGUGAAAAUCAACGUUUAGAACGAGAAAGAUUACAAAGAGAAAAGGAAGAGUUACGUAGAGCACAAGAAAAUAAAAGACAUUCUUCAUCAAAUUCAUCUCGAUAUGAAGAAAGAAAAGAACCAAUUCGUAGUUCUCGUAUUCAGCCUAGUACUGACUAUAUGAACAACCCAGCACCUCCACCUCCCAACAUAACAUCAUCUAGACAUCGCUAUGAACAGCAUUCUUCAGAAUCCCGUCGUAUGAGACCAUCACACCCAUCACCGCCCCCUCCUCCACCACCUGCAUCAAGACCAAAAGACUCUACUGUGAACAUCAGAUAUGGUGCUCAACUAGCAACAGAUCAUCAUUACAGAAGUCGUGAUGAUCGAUCAGAUCGAAGAGAUGAAUCUCGUCGGAAAGAUUCAAGUGGUGGAAGUAGUAACAGACAUGCUCAUGUGCCAUAUGAUUCAAACAAAAGUUCCUAUGGAAUGUCACGCAAUAGUGAAAGUAAUAGCUGGUCAUCAGCCGCAAUAAAGAAUUCUUAUGGCACAGUUGGCUCAAGCUCUGGAACCAAUACUAUGGUAAUAAGUUCGAGACCAGAUCCGUGGUCACAUAAUACUUAUCGAGAUGUGGAUUCAAGUAUUUGGCAACGUCCAAGUCAACCACUACCCGAGAAGUGGAACAGCACACCAAGCAAUCCUUCAUCUAUGCCAACAAGUGGACGUAGUUCUAGUAGUAAUGCUUUGUACAGUAAUAACCAUCAAGUUAUACCAAACAUAGGGUUAAACAUGUCAACAAACUACACUGAUAGUAGAUUUGACAGUUACAAAAUGAGUGGCAUGUCACGCAAAUAUUGA